CUAUAAUAACCGCUAGCGGCCGAUCACGUAUGUGACAUGGCGUCCGGGUAGAAAGAAAGUUGACUGUUAAAUAAGCGUUAAUGUUGUUUUUAUGACAUUGACCAACCGAAAAGGGAACAUCCGAGGCCGCGAAUUUCCCACAGACACCGGCAUUGAUGGUAAUGCAUGCGAGGAAACCACAAAGGAUCAGCGAUGGGUACUUCGAAAAGCACCAGGCCCAUCCCUAUCAGAACGCAAAGUAUAGUAGUUCUAAGGGUGGCUACUCCUCAUCAACAACAUCAUCAGAUAGUCGUUACGAAGGACGUAUGCGAGAUUCCCCAAAUGGCAACUCUUAUAGUCCAGCUGGGGGCUUGGGUAUGGGCAUGGGAACAGAUAGAGAUAGUCCUCGCAGUUACACAUCCAAGCCCCUAUACAAGAAGGAGAGAGAAAACAGAGACUACAAGUUAUCCUCCUCUAGGGACAAGUAUUCAGAUUGUGCACGAUCCCCAAAAGACAAGAGAAGCCGUGAGAGCAGAGAUUCAGAACACAGGACCAACCAUGAUAGGAGUAGUGGAGAAAUUUUACAUCCUAUAAAAUUAUCGUCAAAUUCAUCAAGAGAAUCUUCAUCUCAGAGAAAACCAUCACACAAUUCCUGUCAGGACAAACGUGGUGAUGAGCGAGGAGGUGCAAUGGAACGUUCAGCCAGGUUUGGUGAUUGGUCAGAACACAUGAGCUCUUCAGGCAAGAAGUAUUAUUACAACUGUAAAACAGAAGUUUCUCAGUGGGAAAAACCACGGGAAUGGAUUAGUCGAACAGAAAAUCGACAACGUCAAUCCAAUGAUUAUUCUUCUAGGUCAAGUCACGAUAAACAUUCCAACUCGCGGUCAAAUAGCAGUAGCAGUGUGCGAGAUGGUAAAUCGCGUCAGUCUGACAAACGAGAAUAUUGGAGUUCAUGCAGUGGAAGUGGUGGUGGUAGUAGUAGAGAAGAUGUUUCGAUUAGAGAAAGAGAAAGAGAGAAAGAACGAGAAAGAGAACGAGAACGUGAAAGGGAUCGGGAAUCAUGUAGAGAAGAAACUGGAGUGGAGCGUCAAGCACAGGAUAUGGAUAUUUCUCCAGGUGAUUCCACUCCAACUUCCGAACCUCUAACAUCUUGUACUCACGAUCCACUGCCUCAAGGUCCUGUUUUGUUGGCUACUGCAUUACCUCGGUUAACAUCACAUCCACCAUCUACACCACAAACACCUGGAAAACUUAGUUCACCAACGCAACAAGGUAAUAGUAAUGCUCCAGGACCACCAGUUUCACUAGCAAAUCUUCCGAGACUUUUAUCUCAAAUCACAGGCAAUAAAGAUCAACCUGAUAUUACACCACAAAAAGCAUUACAAACACUUCAAACAGCCGCCAUUCUAUUAUCUAGACAACAAUCGACUAGUGGAGAACGAAAUAAUAGUGGAAAUGAUGUAAUGGUCCCACUAAAAGUUGAUACAAGCGGUAAUGUUACAAGUGAGGGACCACCUACUCCAACACAUUCAGAAACUCAGGAUUGCAUCGAUGCUCGAAAAUUAACAAGUCCUGGGAGCACGAAUUCUGGAGUACAAGGUUUAAGCUCAUUGCAAAAUCUUAGUACAUUAGGUUCCCUUGGAAAUUUAAGUAAUACAGGUUUACAAGCAUUAGCUAGAGUACAGCCUCCUUUAACUCCUUCCUUAACACCAUCACUUGCUAAUCACUAUCGGGAAGAUUUAACGCAACAUGUGCGUGCCUUUCCUGCUGAUAUUCUUGAAAAACAGGCACAGAAACUUAGUGAAGAAGCACAUACAAUGGGAAGUUUACAGUGUACAAGAGUAUCAGCAGAAUUAAAAACGGCACGAUCGAUAGUGAGGCUGACAGAAAUUCAAGCAACAUUACAGGAACAAAGGAUAUUAUUUCUCCGUCAACAAAUUCAAACAUUGGAGGAGCUAAAAUCCCAAAAUUCCUUCAUGUCUGACGAUUCUUAGUGGAUAGACAAAUGGACGACACAGCCUCGACAGAGAAUGUUCACAGUGUAGGACAGCAGCAUAGACAUAUCUCAGCGCAGCCUCACUUUACCAUUGGUUAGUAUUUCAGCUGGUAAUUAUACAAAGCUAUAAUUUUUUAAUUUAGACAAUAUAACUAUGUGCGGAAGAGAACCCUUCGUAGAGAAGAUCAUUUCUUUUAUAAAGGAUAACAUUAAGAGGUACUGUAAGUAUUAACUAGUCUAUUUCAAUUACUGAAUUACGAUAAAUCUUGUUCUACAUUUAAACAGUAGAAUAAUUGCAUUUUUAAUUAUACAAAAAAAAUGGACUAAUUACGUUGAUAUAUUUUUUACAUACUUAGCAAUACUAUUUUAGUAUAAUAGGUAACAACUACGAAGGGUAUUUUCAGAGUUUGCAAUUUAUAAAUUAUCAACAUGAAAUCAAGAUUUCUCUAUUAUAUAUUAUCCUUGUGUUUUGAUAAUGUAUACAGAAAUUAAAAAUGUCUUAAAAUCUAUAAUGUAAAUAUUACACAACAUAUAUAGAGCAACAAUA
Molecule: messenger RNA, 2522 nt
Organism: Apis cerana (Asiatic honeybee)
Lineage: Eukaryota; Metazoa; Arthropoda; Insecta; Hymenoptera; Apidae
Gene: wcy
Product: WW domain-containing adapter protein with coiled-coil wacky
Biological process (GO): regulation of autophagy; positive regulation of TORC1 signaling
Cellular component (GO): nucleus
Molecular function (GO): chromatin binding; RNA polymerase II complex binding
Source: RefSeq, a predicted model, not a curated record